UCCCUACAAGUUAAUUGUUAAACUUAGAACCGGAAACCAAAAUAUGAAACUCGUAGUUAUUUUCGUGGUGAUGUUAAUAGCUGCAAGGGUGGAAGGUCAGGCUCUGGACGUGGAUUGGCGAAUCGUGGCGGCCGAGCUGGACUCUCCUCGCAAGGUGGAGUAUUACGCGUCGUGCGCCUCCGGCCAGGGGAGCUGCGACACGAGAGGCCUUCAGCUGCGCACAUACAUCCCCAUUGUCGCAAGAGGCGAAAGGUGUUUCAGGUGUUCACCGCGAGAGAACAGGAACCUUCUCCAGAUGGUCUCCACUCUGCAGCGUCGCUAUCCUCGCUGUUGGCAGAUCCUUGUGCUGGCGGCGCAGGAUCUGCCCACUCCCUCCACUCGUGGCUGUGCUAGUUAAUUUCUCUGGGACCUUCCAAUAAAUACGAUUAUGUCAAA
Molecule: messenger RNA, 435 nt
Organism: Penaeus monodon (black tiger shrimp)
Lineage: Eukaryota; Metazoa; Arthropoda; Malacostraca; Decapoda; Penaeidae
Exons: 1
Coding region: 44-397 (117 amino acids)
Source: RefSeq, a predicted model, not a curated record